Molecule: messenger RNA, 376 nt
Organism: Vicugna pacos (alpaca)
Lineage: Eukaryota; Metazoa; Chordata; Mammalia; Artiodactyla; Camelidae
Source: RefSeq, a predicted model, not a curated record
CAAAGAGAAAUCAAAUCUAGUUCAAUUUGGAAAUAUUCACACAUUGUUUCAGAUGAACAUUUCUCCUUGUCUGUCUUCUCUUUUCAGAUAAAGAAGAAGCAGCAGGAUGUGGUGAGAUUUCUGGAAGCCAACAAGAUAGAGUUUGAGGAGGUGGACAUCACAAUGUCAGAAGAACAGAGGCAGUGGAUGUACAAAAACAUCCCCCCGGAGAAGAAGCCUGCUCAGGGCAACCCUCUGCCACCUCAGAUAUUCAAUGACGACCGAUACUGUGGAGACUAUGACAGUUUUUUUGAAUCAAAGGAAAGCAACACUGUCUUUUCAUUCUUAGGCCUAAAAUCACAGUUGGCAUCAAAGGCAGAACCUUAGUGAAGACACG